Molecule: messenger RNA, 5840 nt
Organism: Trichechus manatus latirostris (Florida manatee)
Lineage: Eukaryota; Metazoa; Chordata; Mammalia; Sirenia; Trichechidae
Gene: PLXNA4
Product: plexin A4
Exons: 35
Coding region: 89-5770 (1893 amino acids)
Biological process (GO): regulation of cell migration; positive regulation of axonogenesis; negative regulation of cell adhesion
Cellular component (GO): plasma membrane; semaphorin receptor complex
Molecular function (GO): protein binding; semaphorin receptor activity
Source: RefSeq, a predicted model, not a curated record
GUAGGGAAGACACCACCGCUGAGACCUGGCCCCUGUGAGGAGACCCCCUGCCUGACUGCUGCUGUGGCCACGAGGACCCGUCUCUGAAAUGAAAGCCAUGCCUUGGAACUGGACUUGCCUGCUGUCCCAUCUGCUGAUGGUGGGCAUGGGUUCCUCCACUCUGCUGCCCCAGCAGCCUCCCUCGCUCUCCCAGACGCGGCCUUUGGUCACAUUCCGCGGAGAGUCCUCGGAGGGCUUCAACCACCUGGUGGUGGACGAGAGGACAGGGCACCUUUACUUGGGGGCCGUCAACCGGAUCUACAAGCUCUCCAGUGACCUGAAAGUCCUGGUGACCCACCAGACAGGGCCGGACGAGGACAAUCCCAAGUGCUACCCACCCCGUAUUGUCCAGACCUGCAAUGAGCCCCUGACCACCACCAACAAUGUCAACAAGAUGCUGCUCAUAGACUACAAGGAGAACAGGCUCAUUGCCUGUGGGAGCCUCUACCAGGGCAUCUGCAAACUCCUGAGGCUGGAAGACCUCUUCAAACUAGGGGAACCCUUCCAUAAGAAAGAGCACUACCUGUCCGGAGUCAAUGAAAGUGGCUCCGUAUUUGGAGUGAUUGUCUCCUACAGCAACCUGGACGACAAGCUCUUCAUUGCCACGGCAGUCAAUGGGAAGCCCGAGUAUUUUCCCACCAUCUCCAGCCGGAGGCUGACCAAGAACUCUGAGGCCGAUGGCAUGUUCGCGUACGUCUUCCAUGAUGAGUUUGUGGCCUCGAUGAUUAAGAUCCCUUCGGACACCUUCACUGUCAUCCCCGACUUCGAUAUCUACUAUGUCUAUGGCUUCAGUAGUGGCAACUUUGUCUACUUUUUGACCCUUCAGCCUGAGAUGGUAUCUCCCCCAGGCUCCACAACAAAGGAGCAGGUCUAUACAUCCAAGCUCGUGAGGCUUUGCAAGGAGGAUACUGCCUUCAACUCCUACGUGGAGGUGCCCAUAGGCUGUGAGCACGAUGGGGUUGAGUACCGCCUGCUGCAGGCUGCCUACCUGUCCAAAGCUGGGGCCGUGCUGGCCCGGACCCUGGGGGUCCGUCCAGAUGACGACCUCCUCUUCACGGCCUUCUCCAAGGGCCAGAAGCGGAAGAUGAAGUCGCUGGAUGAGUCGGCCCUGUGCAUCUUCAUCUUGAAGCAGAUCAACGACCGCAUCAAGGAGCGGCUGCAGUCCUGCUACCGCGGCGAGGGCACACUGGAUCUGGCCUGGCUCAAAGUCAAGGACAUUCCCUGCAGCAGUGCGCUCUUGACCAUUGAUGACAACUUCUGUGGCCUGGACAUGAAUGCCCCGCUGGGUGUGUCUGAGAUGGUACGGGGCAUCCCUGUCUUCACUGAGGACAGUGACCGCAUGACUUCUGUCAUUGCCUAUGUCUACAAGAAUCACUCCCUGGCCUUCGUGGGCACCAAGAGCGGCAAGCUGAAGAAGCUGAGAGCUCCAGGCCCUCCCCACACCCCACUCUAUUCAUGGAUCUCUGUAGAGAAGGGGGGAAGUCCUUUGGCACGUCUCACUUCAUUCUCCGUUAGUUGGAGAUACAUAUAUCUGUAUUCUGAAAAGCAACUGACCCGAGUGCCGGUGGAGUCCUGCAGUCAGUACAGGAGCUGUAGCGAGUGUCUUGGCUCUGGCGAUCCCCACUGUGGCUGGUGUGUGCUCCACAACACAUGCACCCGGAAGGAACGGUGUGAGCGCUCCAGGGAGCCCCGCAGGUUUGCCUCAGAGAUGAAGCAAUGUGUCCGGCUGACGGUCCAUCCCAACAACAUCUCCGUCUCUCAGUACAAUGUGUUGCUGGUCCUGGAGACCUACAACGUCCCAGAGCUGUCAGCUGGAGUCAACUGCACCUUUGAGGACCUGUCAGAGAUGGAUGGGCUGGUAGUGGGCAAUCAGAUCCAGUGCUACUCGCCCGCAGCCAAGGAGGUGCCCCGCAUCAUCACAGAAAAUGGGGACCACCACGUUGUCCAGCUGCAGCUCAAGUCCAAGGAGACAGGCAUGACCUUCGCCAGCACCAGCUUCGUCUUCUACAACUGCAGCGUCCACAACUCGUGCCUAUCCUGUGUGCAGAGUCCAUACCGCUGCCACUGGUGUAAAUAUCGACACGUCUGUACCCACGACCCCAAGACAUGCUCCUUCCAGGAAGGCCGCGUGAAGCUGCCAGAGGACUGUCCCCAGCUGCUGCGCGUGGACAAGAUCCUGGUGCCUGUGGAGGUAAUCAAGCCCAUCACUCUGAAGGCCAAGAACCUGCCUCAGCCCCAGUCGGGCCAGCGCGGGUACGAGUGCGUCCUCAGCAUCCAGGGCAGUGAGCAGCGUGUGCCCGCCCUGCGCUUCAACAGCUCCAGCGUGCAGUGCCAGAACACCUCGUAUUCCUACGAAGGCAUGGAGAUCAACAACCUGCCUGUGGAGCUGACAGUUGUGUGGAACGGGCACUUCAGCAUCGACAAUCCAGCUCAGAACAAAGUCCACCUGUACAAGUGUGGAGCCAUGCGCGAGAGCUGCGGGCUGUGCCUCAAGGCAGACCCCGACUUCGAGUGUGGCUGGUGCCAGGGCCAGGGCCAGUGCACCCUGCGCCAGCACUGCCCCACCCACGAGAGCCAGUGGCUGGAGCUCUCAGGGGCCAACAGCAAGUGUACGAACCCCCGCAUCACCGAGAUAAUCCCAGUGACGGGCCCCCGGGAAGGGGGCACCAAGGUCACCAUCCGAGGGGAGAACCUGGGCCUGGAAUUCCGGGACAUCGCCUCCCACGUCAAAGUGGCAGGCGUGGAGUGCAACCCUUUGGUGGAUGGCUACAUCCCCGCGGAACAGAUCGUAUGUGAGAUGGGGGAGGCCAAGCCCAGUCAGCACGCCGGCUUUGUGGAGAUCUGCGUGGCUGUGUGUCGGCCCGAGUUCAUGGCCCGCUCCUCGCAGCUCUACUACUUCAUGACGCUGACUCUCUCUGACCUGAAGCCCAGCCGGGGACCCAUGUCUGGGGGCACCCAAGUGACCAUCACGGGCACCAAUCUGAACGCUGGCAGCAAUGUGGUGGUGAUGUUUGGGAAGCAGCCCUGCCUCUUCCACAGGCGAUCCCCAUCCUACAUCAUCUGCAACACCACGUCCUCAGAGGACGUGCUGGAGAUGAAGGUGAUGGUGCAGGUUGACAGGGCCAGGAUCCACCAGGACCUGUUCUUCCAGUACGUGGAGGACCCCACCAUCGUGCGGAUCGAGCCCGAGUGGAGCAUCGUCAGUGGGAACACACCCAUUGCUGUGUGGGGGACACACCUGGACCUCAUACAGAACCCCCAGAUCCGGGCCAAGCAUGGUGGGAAGGAGCACAUCAACAUCUGUGAGGUCCUGAAUGCCACCGAGAUGACCUGCCAGGCCCCGGCCCUCGCCCUGGGGCCCGACCACCAGUCCGACCUGACUGAGAGGCCCGAGGAGUUUGGCUUCAUCCUGGACAAUGUCCAGUCCCUGCUCAUCCUCAACAAGACCAACUUCACCUACUACCCCAACCCAGUGUUUGAGGCCUUUGGUCCCUCAGGGAUCUUGGAGCUCAAGCCUGGCACACCUAUCAUCCUGAAGGGCAGGAACCUGAUCCCGCCGGUGGCUGGGGGCAACGUGAAGCUGAAGUACACGGUGCUGGUCGGGGAGAAGCCGUGCACCGUGACUGUGUCCGACGUGCAGCUGCUGUGCGAAUCUCCCAACCUCAUCGGGCGCCACAAAGUGAUGGCCCGAGUCGGCGGCAUGGAAUACUCCCCGGGCAUGGUGUACAUCGCGCCCGACAGCCCGCUCAGCCUGCCCGCCAUCGUCAGCAUCGCCGUGGCUGGCGGCCUCCUCCUCAUCUUCAUUGUGGCGGUUCUCAUCGCCUACAAGCGCAAGUCCCGAGAGAGCGACCUCACGCUGAAGCGCCUGCAGAUGCAGAUGGACAACCUGGAGUCCCGCGUGGCCCUGGAGUGCAAGGAAGCAUUUGCUGAGCUGCAGACAGACAUCCACGAGCUGACCAGCGACCUGGACGGUGCCGGGAUCCCCUUCCUGGACUACAGAACCUACACCAUGCGUGUGCUGUUCCCGGGGAUUGAAGACCACCCCGUCCUCCGGGACCUUGAGGCCCCAGGCUACCGGCAGGAGCGCGUGGAGAAGGGCCUGAAGCUCUUUGCGCAGCUUAUCAACAACAAGGUGUUCCUGUUGUCCUUCAUCCGCACGCUCGAGUCCCAGCGCAGCUUCUCCAUGCGCGACCGUGGCAACGUGGCCUCACUCAUCAUGACGGUGCUGCAGAGCAAGCUGGAGUACGCCACCGACGUGCUCAAGCAGCUGCUGGCCGACCUCAUUGACAAGAACCUGGAGAGCAAGAACCACCCCAAGCUGCUGCUCAGGAGGACGGAGUCGGUGGCUGAAAAGAUGUUGACCAAUUGGUUCACUUUCUUACUCUACAAGUUCCUCAAGGAAUGUGCUGGGGAGCCGCUCUUCUCCCUGUUCUGUGCCAUCAAGCAGCAGAUGGAGAAAGGUCCCAUCGAUGCCAUCACGGGCGAGGCCCGCUACUCCCUGAGUGAGGACAAGCUCAUUCGCCAGCAGAUCGACUAUAAGACCCUGGUCCUGAGCUGUGUCAACCCAGACAACGCCAACAGCCCCGAGGUCCCCGUGAAGAUCCUUAACUGCGACACCAUCACGCAGGUCAAGGAGAAGAUUCUGGAUGCCAUCUUCAAGAACGUACCCUGCUCCCACCGGCCCAAGGCUGCAGACAUGGACCUGGAGUGGCGGCAAGGCAGUGGGGCGAGGAUGAUCCUGCAGGAUGAGGACAUCACCACCAAGAUUGAAAACGACUGGAAGAGACUGAACACCCUGGCCCAUUACCAGGUGCCAGAUGGUUCCGUGGUGGCCUUAGUGUCCAAGCAGGUGACAGCUUAUAAUGCAGUGAACAACUCCACAGUCUCCAGGACCUCAGCCAGUAAAUAUGAGAACAUGAUCCGGUACACGGGCAGUCCCGACAGCCUCCGCUCCCGCACGCCCAUGAUCACCCCCGACCUGGAGAGUGGAGUCAAGAUGUGGCACCUGGUCAAAAACCACGAGCACGGGGACCAGAAGGAGGGUGACCGGGGAAGCAAGAUGGUGUCCGAAAUCUAUCUGACCCGACUGCUGGCCACCAAGGGCACUCUGCAGAAGUUCGUGGAUGACCUCUUCGAGACCAUCUUUAGCACAGCGCACCGGGGCUCGGCCCUGCCCUUGGCCAUCAAGUACAUGUUCGACUUCCUGGAUGAGCAGGCAGACAAGCACGGCAUUCACGACCCACAUGUCCGCCACACCUGGAAGAGCAACUGCCUGCCUCUGAGGUUUUGGGUCAAUAUGAUCAAGAACCCGCAGUUUGUGUUCGACAUCCACAAGAAUAGCAUCACGGAUGCCUGCCUCUCGGUGGUGGCCCAGACCUUCAUGGACUCCUGCUCCACAUCGGAGCACCGGCUGGGCAAGGACUCACCCUCCAACAAGCUGCUGUAUGCCAAGGACAUCCCCAGCUACAAGAGCUGGGUGGAGAGGUAUUACUCAGACAUCGGGAAGAUGCCAGCCAUCAGCGACCAGGACAUGAACGCGUACCUGGCCGAGCAGUCCCGCAUGCACAUGAAUGAGUUCAACACCAUGAGCGCACUCUCCGAGAUCUUCUCCUACGUGGGCAAGUACAGCGAGGAGAUCCUUGGCCCUCUGGACCAUGACGACCAGUGUGGGAAGCAGAAACUGGCCUACAAACUAGAACAAGUCAUAACCCUCAUGAGCUUAGACAGCUGAGAACCAUCCUCCAGGGCUGCCCUGGAGGGGGACACACCAAGCCGUGCCUCAGUCUCGAUCAUCAUCUUUA